This is a messenger RNA of Artibeus jamaicensis (Jamaican fruit-eating bat), 1467 nucleotides long. It is a transcript of the gene SLC35A1, whose product is annotated as solute carrier family 35 member A1. Gene Ontology annotation, molecular function: pyrimidine nucleotide-sugar transmembrane transporter activity. The record is from RefSeq and is a predicted model, not a curated record. Gene Ontology annotation, cellular component: Golgi membrane. Gene Ontology annotation, biological process: pyrimidine nucleotide-sugar transmembrane transport. Bases 254 to 1267 code for a protein of 337 amino acids. The transcript is spliced from 8 exons. NCBI's taxonomy places the organism in Eukaryota, Metazoa, Chordata, Mammalia, Chiroptera, Phyllostomidae.
UUACGCACUUGUCAGCAAGGACUUGGCUGUAAAGCCCUCUUCUCCAUCCACGUCGUCUCACGGGGCGAUAGUUCGUAUUUCCGAGCCUAAUCUUUGUACCUGGCUGGCCCGGAAGCUGGAGGUCCCACGGCGGGCAGGGCGCUCUAGGUCAAGCGGUUCUCGUCUCUAUGACCACAGGAGGCGGCGCCGGGUGUUCUAAACAGCGGACUGGGAGGCGGUAGGAGUCAGUUCAGCCGGCGGCUGUCGCGGGAACAUGGCAACCGUAAGAGAAAAUGUCAGUUUAUUAUUCAAGUUAUACUGCCUGACAGUGAUGACCCUGGUGGCUGCAACUUACACCAUAGCUUUAAGAUAUACAAGGACGUCAGACAAAGAACUGUACUUUUCCACCACAGCCGUGUGUAUCACAGAAGUUAUAAAGUUAUUGCUAAGUGUGGGAAUUUUAGCUAAAGAAACUGGCAGUCUGGGUAGGUUGAAGACAUCUUUAAGAGAAAAUGUCUUGGGAAGCCCCAAAGAACUGAUGAAGUUAAGUGUGCCCUCACUAGUAUAUGCUGUUCAGAACAACAUGGCUUUCCUAGCUCUUAGCAAUCUGGAUGCAGCAGUGUACCAGGUGACUUACCAAUUGAAGAUUCCCUGUACUGCUUUAUGUACUGUUUUAAUGUUAAACCGGACACUCAGCAAAGUACAGUGGAUUUCAGUUUUUAUGCUGUGUGGUGGAGUUACUCUCGUACAGUGGAAACCGGCCCAAGCUACAAAAGUCAUGGUGGAACAGAAUCCAUUGUUAGGGUUUGGCGCUAUAGCUAUUGCUGUAUUGUGCUCAGGAUUUGCAGGAGUGUACUUUGAAAAAGUUUUAAAGAGUUCAGACACUUCCCUUUGGGUGAGAAACAUUCAAAUGUAUCUAUCAGGGAUUGUUGUGACAUUAGUUGGCGUCUACUUGUCUGAUGGAGCUGAAAUUAAAGAAAAAGGAUUUUUCUAUGGUUACACAUAUUAUGUCUGGUUUGUCAUCUUUCUUGCAAGUGUUGGAGGCCUCUACACUUCUGUUGUGGUCAAGUAUACAGACAACAUCAUGAAAGGCUUCUCUGCAGCAGCAGCCAUUAUCCUUUCCACCAUUGCUUCUGUGAUGCUGUUUGGAUUACAGAUAACUCUUACCUUUGCUCUGGGUACUCUUCUCGUGUGUGUUUCUAUAUAUUUCUAUGGAUUACCCAGACAAGACACUACAUCCAUCCAACAAGGAGAAACAGCUUCAAAAGAGAGAAUCAGUGGUGUGUGAUUUCAGCUGCAAAAGAGAUUCCUACUAAGAUUAUACCAUUUGCAUUAAACUAGAGCCUUAAAUCAAUCCCAGAAGGUAGCUUAAACAAAUGCUAAUUAACUGUGUAGCAUCAGAAUUAAGAAGAAAGUUAUCUGAGUGAAUUGCUACAAAAGAUUUAAUGUGACCUGUCUGGGGUAAACCCAUUUUGUUUUAGAAUGAAG